This is a messenger RNA of Hemicordylus capensis (graceful crag lizard), 3233 nucleotides long. RefSeq names its product poly(A) binding protein interacting protein 2B (gene PAIP2B). The record is from RefSeq and is a predicted model, not a curated record. Lineage: Eukaryota; Metazoa; Chordata; Lepidosauria; Squamata; Cordylidae. Gene Ontology annotation, molecular function: mRNA regulatory element binding translation repressor activity. Gene Ontology annotation, cellular component: cytoplasm. Bases 215 to 613 code for a protein of 132 amino acids. The transcript is spliced from 4 exons. Gene Ontology annotation, biological process: negative regulation of translational initiation.
GGGAGAGGGAGGCGGGCGGCAGGCGGGCGAGUGGCGCGCGUCGCGGCCAAUGGCGCAAGGGCAGCUGCCAGCGGCGUGAGGGGGAGAGGGCGAGCAGGCGAGCGAGAGAAAGGCAGGCGGCGGCGGCUGAGGCGGAGGAGGCGGCGGCGGCGGCGGCGCGGAGCAGGGGCAGCGCGGAGCGAGCGGCCCCGCGGGGGCCACGGCAGAUUCCAUAAUGAUGAAUGGUUCCAACGUGGCCAACACGACUCCACCUGCAGCCACCCCAGCCAAAUCCAAGGAGGACCAGGUAGUGAAUGGGCAUGACGAGAAGGAAAACAACCCCUUCGCAGAGUACAUGUGGAUGGAGAAUGAGGAGGACUUCAACCGCCAGGUGGAGGAGGAGCUUCAAGAGCAGGACUUCCUCGACCGCUGUUUCCAGGAGAUGCUGGACGAAGAGGACCAGGACUGGUUCAUUCCGUCCCGUGACCUGCCCCAGGGCAUUGGGCAGCUUCAGCAGCAGCUGAAUGGGCUCUCGGUCAAUGACAGCCCCUACAGCCACGUAUCGGAAGACAUUUUGAGCAAAAGCACCUUAAACCCCGACGCCAAGGAGUUUGUCCCUGGAGUGAAGUACUGAACCAUCAGGCCAACUUCACCAAGACUUUGGUUUUUGCCCUGGAUGGGUGGGACGGGGUGGGGGGGCAGUGGGGCCCGCAAGCAGUGGUGGGGAAGAGACUCCUCAUGGGUGCACCUGGGGGACUCUCAAGCGACUUAAUCCCUCUUUUCUUGCUGCAUCGGGACGUUUUGAAACAAACUGACAAGAAGGGCUGCCCGCCACAGGGCAGGGCCAGGAGCCGGAGCCGGCUGGGGGAACUUCUGGGUGGCUGGGCUUCUUUUUCCGUUAAAACGGCAGCAAGUGUAACGCGGCGGUGAGUGGGGCCCCCUGCCUUCCCACCGGCCCCUUCACUGAGCCUGCUUUGGACACUGCCCAGGGGCCCUGCUGCAGUGCGGGGAAGGGGCCCCCGGCUGCUUCUCUUCUUCUCGGUGGAGAUUCUCCAGCUUGCCUGCCCGCCCGCCCGCCCGCCAGCUGCUGCUGCUGCUGCUUCUCCUGGCUUGGGAGCUGCCCCUUCCUCUGCCCUGUCUCGCUCAGGCUACUUUGUGGUUCCAGCAGGUGAGGCUGCCCCUGGGUGGGGGCCAGGGUGGGACUCUUGAGGGUUUGGGGGGUUGGCUUCAAUCUUGCCCCCCUCCCCAGCCCACGGCAAGCUCCUGGCCCCCUAAUGCUGGCUGCAAGAGCCACUGCCUCUGUGCCGGAAGCAGCCAUGGAGGCCCAGCAUAUCCUAGAGUGGCUCAUCCACAGAGACUCCCCUGGGCACAGCCCCCCCCCCCCCCCCGUGAACAAUGUUGUGUCCCUUUUCUUUCUCUUCUCCCUCCUUAGUCCCUCUCCGUAAAAAGAAAUACCACCAGCGGGCAUGACAGGGUACCCCCCACCCGGCAGCUGGAUGACUCACACUCUUCUCAGGCUGCUUCCCCCCCCGUGGUGGCUCCUGCCCAUGAGGCUUCCAGGGGCAUCUUCUUGGUGUUUCUAAGUCUGCCUGCCUGCUCGGCCAAGGCAUAGGGAUCCCCCCUGCAGAGAGGGCUGAGAGGUGUGCAGCAUGCUUGUUGGGCUAGCAGGGCUGGGCAGUGGGCCCUAGAACAAAGACUUGGACCCCCCCCCCCCCCCCGGAGGCCCCCAGCAGGGCUUGCAGAAAUCCAGUCUCUUCUGCCUUGCCUCUUUCUGCAAGAGGCGCCUUGUCCAGCAGCAGAGGGGGGGGGGACACGUCAGAAGAGGCUUCCCUUCGGUUUCUUCCAUCCUCUAGCUUCUAAACAGGCAGCACCUCCCCCAGGGGAAUCAACGGUUUGGCUCUCACCUGAUGGGCUCUGGUACUUUGCAAAACCCUCUGUUGCUCUUUGUCUCAAAGGCGCGGAAAUAAAGGGGAGCUGAGCAAAGGCUGCCUGCCUUGUAUCUUGAUCAGGUUUUGUGGACAAACCCGCCCCCCUCCCCACGCAACCCCUCCCCCCCCAAAAAAACCCCUUUUGCUGACCUGGUGAAUGUCCUCGCCAUUCACAAGUGCUGGAGGAUCAAUUUGGGGCUGCUGCACUGGUUUUUACAGCAUGUCGGACAUGGGUUGGAGACAUGGCAUUCUCUCUCCCCACCCCCUGCCAAAUAAACCCAGCUGCUGCAGGGAGGAGUCCAGGUCCCCAUCAGCAUUGCAAACUUGACUAGACCAGCUCAUUGCCCUUCCAUUCCCAAAGGAUGCUGCUGCUUUCUCUUGGGGGCAGCAGAAAAACCAUCAGGUCACGCCCCUGUCACUAAAUGGGUCCAGCAAAUGACUGGAGGAGGGAGGAGGCCUGUGGUCAGGGCAAUAGUGUGCCCAGUCUGCCCUCUGCUGCCGUCCUCCUUGGGAAUGCAGACACUUUCCCUCCAGCAUGUGGACUUUAAAAAAAAACACAUUCUGGGCAUUUAAGAAUAGAGUGAAUUUGUCUGAAGGGGUUCAGUCACAAGCCUUGGCUUUCGACCAGAGCAAACAGCCGGUUGCCUCAGGAGCCGUGGUCCCACUAAUGGGGAUUCCCAAAUUUGGUUGACUACAGCUGCAGUGGUCUUCUGGCCAUUGCAAAUGAGGAUGAUGGGAGUUGUAGUCAACAUCAGCUGGGAAUCCCUGUUCCAGGGAGCACUGCCCAUGAGCCUUGCAGCCAACUGCAUUCUGUACUCCUCCUGUGGAACUCGGUUUCCCCUGGAGCAGAGACAAGUCCCGAGUCUGCUUUUGAGAGCCUCGUGCAGCCAAGUGCCUCCUACAGAGUAAAGGUGGAGGUUGCCACUUCCCAGCCCCUCCAGAGCUGAUUUUUUGGGCAGGUGCGGCUCUCUGCUUGAGCCUGGCUCGAUCCCUCUCCACGCUGCAGGAGAGCUGCUUGGCCCGCUGCGCCUCUCCCUGCUUUGGAGCUUUUGGACAUCCCUAGGGGGGCAGGGUGGUGGGCAUCGGCAAUCCUGGUUUCUGCUUGGCCUCUGGGGACAUGCUUCAGGCUGGCUUAGUCCUGUAGGAGCUGCAAGAGGGGAGGGCAGAGCAGGAGUGUGGUUCCAGGCCCUCUUUUCUUUCCCUUUCCUUCCUUCUCUCUUCUUCCACCUUGUAGUCUCUGGUUUCUUUUUGAGGAAGUCUUUACAAUUAUGUGCUCUCCAUUUUUACAACAAUGCAUUCUUAAAUAAAUUGGUUUUGAGCUGGGAA